This is a messenger RNA of Suhomyces tanzawaensis NRRL Y-17324, 730 nucleotides long. RefSeq lists its product as uncharacterized. Bases 44 to 304 code for a protein of 86 amino acids. The record is from RefSeq and is a predicted model, not a curated record. The transcript has a single exon. NCBI's taxonomy places the organism in Eukaryota, Fungi, Ascomycota, Pichiomycetes, Serinales, Debaryomycetaceae.
AUAUGGGCUUGUGAUAAUUGUGCCGAGGGAGUGGAUGGGGAAUAUGGGGAGGCACAUGCGGGUGUGGCGAGAGGAGACGACGGAUCGUUCAGGCUGCAAGAUUACUACUCUUGGGCAUACGUCAGAAAAAGAUGAAGGAGUUAAGCUGCACUUUUCCAGCCGGGGGUGUGUCAUUACUGGUCCAAUUAAGAUGUACUCUUUGACCACGGAGAAUGGAUGUAGUUGGGGUGCUGAAAAACUUGUCAACUUGAACUGUAGAAGAAUGGCAAUUGGCCAUGAAAUUAUACUAUGGACGGGCAAUUGAUUUAAUUGUACUUUGGACUGGCAAUUGAUUAAAAUAUAUUUUGCACCAUAUUAAUGCAGCAACGAUCAAUUGACUUGUAUAGUUCUCUAGAAGGACAAUUGCAGGAUUGGGUUUACAAGAAUACUCCUGUGGACGCAAUUGAGAACACUAAUAGUGAGCCAAUCCUACAGUAUCAUCAAUUGGCUCUGCGUAGCUCAAUUGGCUCUGCGUAGCUCAAUUGGCUCUGUGUAGCUCAAUUGGCCCUACAAUUAGUAGCUCAAUUGGCCUCACCAUAUUGUACUUCUCGGAUUGCCCGGACUGCCAUGCCAUUGCCUCUACUAUAGUAGUCCCAUUGCCUCUACUAUUAGCCCCAUUGCCUCUUCUAUUAGCCCCAUUGCCUCUACUACCACCGGUUCGGCUCUACCAUUACCAUCCCGAAGCCUCCUG